GAAUGGACGAAAGAGUAUCCGGACCGCUGGAAGAUCGGAGGAGAGUUGACAUUCGAUGCUGAAAGUGAGUCGGCCCCCAGACCAUGCAAGGCGACGUUCAAAGAUGGCAGCGGCACUGCAUGGCUCCUUUGGUGUGACGUCGCACUGCCCGGGACCACUGGGGACAGCAGCACUUGGAAAGCCAGCUCCGUGACCAUCUGUGGCUUGGAUGGCGAGACGCUCGGAACGUAUGAGAUCAACGCCGGCACCGUGGCGGACUUCUGCACCAAGUUGGCCAAGGACAUCACUGUGCCAGACGGCUGCUUCCUGGAGCUCUCCUACAAAGAGAAGAAGCUCGAUCCAGAGCUCUCUUUGGAGGGCCAAGGCGUCGGAGAUGGUGCCACGUUGACAUUGCUGAAAACGAAAGGUCGCUCCGUGGUGGGAUGUCGCACAUUCAACAUGAAAGACUACCCAGAAGACCGGUACUGUGAGUGGGAGGAGAUCGAGUUCAAGGAG
Molecule: messenger RNA, 495 nt
Organism: Symbiodinium necroappetens
Lineage: Eukaryota; Dinophyceae; Suessiales; Symbiodiniaceae
Source: the annotation of a GenBank genome assembly